Molecule: messenger RNA, 2049 nt
Organism: Rhododendron vialii
Lineage: Eukaryota; Viridiplantae; Streptophyta; Magnoliopsida; Ericales; Ericaceae
Product: probable xyloglucan 6-xylosyltransferase 5
Exons: 2
Coding region: 177-1556 (459 amino acids)
Biological process (GO): xyloglucan biosynthetic process
Cellular component (GO): trans-Golgi network; membrane; endosome
Molecular function (GO): hexosyltransferase activity
Source: RefSeq, a predicted model, not a curated record
UCCCACACUUUCACAUCCCCCGUCGGUGCCUCUCUCUCUCCUCCCCCUCUCUCUCUCGCCCCCCAAGGCGGCUAUUACCUGGCUCGGACUAGGGUUUUGCAUUUCCCCCAUUGUAGACAUAGUUAGAGAUAAAGGGAGAGUGAGUGAGUGUUUGUAGGGUGGGGGAAAUAAAAGGAAUGGGCCAAGAUACAGUAAAACGAGGCGGCGCCGGCGGAGCACUCCCGACGACGGCCGCCGCAAGACCCACGUCCAGAGCCUCCAUCCUACCGCGCGGCCGCCAGCAGAUCCAACGCACCUUCAACAACAUCAAGAUCACCAUCCUCUGCGGCUUCGUCACCAUCCUCGUCCUCCGCGGCUACAUCGGCCUCAACCUCGGCACCACCGAGGCCGACGCCGUCAACCAGAACCUCAUCGAAGAAACCAACCGCCUCCUCGCCGAGAUCCGCUCCGACCGCGACGAGGAGGAGGAGGAUAACAUCAUCUCAUCCUCCCCCCUCCUCAACACCACCACCACCGCCAUCAGCAACCCGAACAAUAACAACUAUACUCUCGGUCCCAAAAUCACCACUUGGGACAGCGACCGCAAGAUCUGGCUCGACCGCAACCCUCAAUUCCCCGCCACCGUCAACGGCAAACCUAGAGUUUUACUUGUGACGGGGUCCCCGCCCAACCCCUGUGACAAUGCAAUCGGGGAUCACUACCUCUUGAAAUCAAUCAAAAACAAGAUUGAUUACUGCAGGUUACACGGGAUCGAGAUCGUUUACAACAUGGCUCAUCUGGAUAAAGAGUUGGCUGGGUAUUGGGCGAAACUGCCCUUGAUUCGUAAGCUCAUGUUGUCUCACCCGGAAGUGGAGUGGGUUUGGUGGAUGGACAGCGAUGCGCUGUUUACUGAUAUGGUGUUCGAGGUUCCGUUGGGUAAGUACGAUGGGUACAAUAUGGUGAUACAUGGGUACGAUAACUUGUUGGAGCAGAAGGCUUGGGUUGCUCUGAACACCGGGAGCUUCUUGUUCAGGAACUGCCAGUGGUCGUUGGAUUUGUUGGACGCGUGGGCGCCGAUGGGGCCCAGGGGUCCGGUCCGCGAAGAGGCCGGGAGGGUUAUGACGGCGUAUCUGAAAGGGAGGCCCGCUUUUGAGGCCGACGAUCAGUCGGCGUUGAUAUACUUGUUGCUUUCGCAGAAGGAUAAGUGGAUGGACAAGGUGUUUGUGGAGAACACUUACUAUUUGCACGGGUACUGGGCCGGGCUGGUGGACCGGUUCGAGGAGAUGAUCGAGAAGUACAAACCAGGGUUUGGCGAUGAGAGGUGGCCAUUUGUGACGCAUUUUGUGGGGUGUAAGCCUUGUGGGAGUUACGGAGAUUACCCGGUGGAGAGGUGUUUGAGUAGUAUGGAGAGGGCUUUUAAUUUUGCGGAUAAUCAGAUUGUUGAGUUGUAUGGAUUUAGACAUAGAGGAUUGUCGAGCCCAAAGAUUAAGAGGAUCAGGAACGACACUGCUACUCCUCUGGAGUUUGUAAAUCAGUUUAAUAUUCGGCGUCAAGCGCAUGGGAGCAGGGAAUUGUAGUGCUAUAGCUGGUAUACCAUCUUCCAUGGGUGAUAACCUAUAGAUUAUACAGACUGUUUCCACAAGAGAAGUAGACGACAAGCGAUUCAACCAGAUCUUUGGAAAGUGAACUGGACCCCGGUUCAAAAGUGUUAUCAAGAGUUGACUUGGAGUCCUUGAAUUGCCAAUUCCAGAAGCUUGUGGACACCCCAUUGUUUUUGCUGUAGCAGAUGAAAGUCUUUUCUUUCUUUCUUUUUUCACACUGCUUCUUUCUUGCGGUUUUCUCACCUUCAAAAUAGAUGACAGAAUUAUGAGCUGUACCCAGACAGGAGAGGUGGGUUGGGGUAGGAAUCCCUACACUAUUUGGCAGCAGGAAAAAUAAAAAUUCAAUGAUGUUGUCAUCAAUAUAGUCUAAACCCUAAAAAGUGAACGCAUGGGAAUGUACAACUGGAAUUCAGUGUUUCUUAAUUCUUUAUUUUUAUGAGGAAAAUCCUGGCUGUCGGCACUUGGAACA